This is a messenger RNA of Hibiscus syriacus, 1961 nucleotides long. RefSeq names its product aluminum-activated malate transporter 4-like. The transcript is spliced from 4 exons. The coding region runs from base 194 to 1852 and encodes 552 amino acids. Lineage: Eukaryota; Viridiplantae; Streptophyta; Magnoliopsida; Malvales; Malvaceae. Gene Ontology annotation, biological process: malate transport. Gene Ontology annotation, cellular component: plant-type vacuole membrane. The record is from RefSeq and is a predicted model, not a curated record.
UAAUAUUCUAUUUUGGAUCUCCUCUUCGAUUAGAAACCAAACCCACAAUCAUUCAAUUCAUGUAGAUCAAAUCAAACUCAUACCCAGUUUUUGUUUCUUCCGUAUCCAUUGAACCCAGAUGUUUGUUCUUGGAGAUCUUGUUCGGGCCUUGUAAAUCACUGUUUCUGUUUUCGAUCUGUUUGGUGCAGAGAAAAUGGCGGGGAGGUCUUUUCUGAACGGUGCUGAGAAUAAAGAAAGCUUGCUUUCGAGGAAAGGGUAUUCGGGGUUAGGCUCCUACGCCUCGAGCGGCGGCGAGGAUGGCGUUAAAGGGCGGUGUUUCCGAUCGUGCUGUGAUUCGAUCGAGUACUUGUGGGAUGGCCUUCAUGAACUCACUGUCAAGUUAUAUGAAAUGGGUCGAUCGGAUCCUCGUAAGAUCUUUUUCGCCUUCAAAACUGGGCUCACGCUAACGUCCGUCUCGUUGCUUAUGCUAUUCAAAGAGCCCCUUAGGGGUGCCAGCCAGUAUUCAAUCUGGGCAAUUCUCACUGUCGUUUUGAUCUUCGAAUUCAGCGUAGGUGCAACACUCAGCAAAGGUAUCAACCGAUCUAUAGGAACGUUUUCUGCUGGAGUGGUAGGUUUAGGCAUUGCAGAGCUAUCGAUAAUGUCCGGAGAGUAUGAAGAAUAUGUUAUUUUGAUAAGCAUUUUCAUAGCAGGAUUCAUUGCCAACUACUGCAAAUUGUACCCUAAAGUGAAAACAUACGAAUACGCUUUCCGGGUGUUCUUGUUGACGUUCUGUAUCGUGCUGGUGUCGGGAAACAACUCGAGAAAUUUCAUCCACACUGCCAUUUGGAGAUUGCUGCAUAUCUUCUUUGGCGCUGGCAUGUCUGUGAUUAUAAGUAUAUGUGUUUUCCCCAUAUGGGCAGGGGAGGAUUUGCAUAAAUCUGUGGUGAAAAAUUUCAAGAGUGUUGCUUCUUCCUUGGAAGGGUGUGUUAAAGGGUAUCUGCAAUGUGUUGAAUAUGAGAGGAUUCCUUCCAAAAUUCUGACAUACCAAGCGUAUGAUGAUCCAUUGUAUAGCGCGUACAGAUCAGUUGUGCAAUCUUCAAGCCAAGAGGAUACUUUGCUUGAUUUUGCAUCAUGGGAGCCUCCACAUGGUCCUUACAGAUCAUUCAACUAUCCAUGGAGGAACUUUGUCAAAGUGAGUGGUGCAUUGAGGCAUUGUGCAUUCAUGGUGAUGGCAAUGCACGGGUGUAUGCUCUCGGAAAUUCAGGCACCUCCGGAGAAGAGAAAGGUUUUCGCUCUGGAGAUGCAGAGGGCUUGUACCACGGGGGCUAAAGUGCUGCGUGAGCUCGGAGAAAAAGUCGAAAAGAUGGAGAAGUUGAGCCCGGGAGACAUACUGAGGGAAGUUCACGAGGCCGGAGAGGAUUUGCAGAUGAAGGUCGAUGACAAAUCAUACCUUCUAGUCAAUUCAGAAAGCUGGGCAUCCCCACCGCAUCACAAGGACCUCGAAGAAGAAGUUAAAGAGGACGAGUACAAAGUGGUGAUCAAAUCCCUGAGCGAUAUGUCGAUGGAGCCUCCGGAUUUGGUUGCCUCGGAGAGUAUGGCACAGAAACCGUCUUGGCCACGUCUCUCCGUCACUGCAGAAGCAUUGCUGCAGCCUGGUCAGGACUCCAAAAUAUACGAGAGCGCUAGCUCGUUAUCUCUAGCGACAUUCGCAUCACUCUUGAUCGAGUUUGUUGCGAGGCUCCAGAAUCUCGUCGACGCGUUCGAAGAGCUUAGCGAGAAAGCGAAUUUCACGGAUCCCCGCGACCAACCACCUCGAAAGGAGGCAACCGGAUGUUGGAACAGAUUAACAAGUUGCUUCCUGUCAAACAACUAGCUAGCGAGACAAAAGGUUUUAAGAUUGAUUUUCUGUUGUUGUAGAUUCUUUUGUUCAACUUAUUAUUUUACAUUUGUUCAUGGUCAUGAAAUUUUCUGAUGUUUCUAAU